CGUUGGGGCGUCUCCUUCUGCCGUCACCGGCGUCGAUCUGUCGACGAGAGACCGCACGCACCCUCCGUCUGCAGGGAUAAACCAAGUUUGUUAUUUAUUUACAAGGUAUUGUUUUUCAUGUUACGAAAUAACGAGGGUGAAUCGGAGUUGCGAAAGGGGUGGACUGCGAGGUGGUCCUUCUAAUAGUGAAAACUAAAACCGAACCAGUUAUGACCAGUUGAGGACAGUGAUAAGUGACCGAGGAAAUUCGUCGUACUCAUCGCGGGCGGAAGGGACACACGGUUAUUUUCGUGCGGAAAUGAUGGUGCCACCAAAAAUCGAGCCCUCUUCGGGCCGCAGCCCGUGAUCGUCGAAUCGGCGAUGAUAACUGCGGGCAGUCUCAACUAAAACAGUGUGAACCUGGGAACGCGUUACCUGAUUCUCUCUUCUCUCUCUCUCUCUCUCUCGACGUUUCAACUCGGGCUUUUCUCCUCGGCCUGGGUCAGAAAAUAAGCCCUUGCCACCGCAGGACACGAAACUCAACGGGCUAAUAACCAUCGUUGAGCACGAUGGCUUUGCCCAGACUUCAGCAUAAACGAUGGCCGAUUCACGCGGCCCCAACCCAAUAAGUCAGUUGUGGACCGCGACAGUGUCUCCCGAACCGGACUCGGAGUGUCUGUACGAGGAGAUAUCAGGCCUCUCCGUGGGUCAUGAAUUAGAAAGAUCGGAGGAAGGGAGCGAGGGUGGUCAUAGGAGGAACGGCGCGGGAGGGGAUAGGGGAGUCCUCGAUUAUACGUCCAGGGUGGAGAAGCAAUAUGCGGUGCGAGGGUGUUACGGGGAGUCUGGACCAGGCGCCGCACUCGACGCGGCUGCCACCCUCAAGCUGACGAGGGGUCGAACUGCUCGCUACGUCUCGCCCCAUUACCAAUACGGUGCAGGUCAGAUCGCAGAGCGCCCUAGCGGCAGGUCACCACGCGACCGUUUCAACCGCGGCUCCUUCAGUAAUGAGACGCAGGAAGAAAUACAAGAGGACGAUGAAGCCACUCUUAGGGAGUUGCUUGUAAGUCUGCAGAAGCAGGUCAGCGUGAUGAGUAUGAACUUGAGUGCCAAGCUGGAUGAGCUGCAGCGGGGCGACCGCCAGCUAGAAACAACUGUUGCACUAUGUGAAAUUCGAACCCAACUGCAGGAGCUUACCAAGAGCGUAGAGUCUUGUCAGAGCGAAGUCAGUGAAGUAAAACGCGACAUGGUGGCAAUCAAGCACGAGUUAGACACGGUUCAACAGGUGAAGGAAGAGAUAGAAGAAUUACGGGAGUAUGUGGAUCGUCUGGAAGAGCAUUCCCAUCGAAGAAAGCUUAGACUACUUGAACAGGGGUUGACAUUAUUCCUGUCGUAUGCAAUUCUGGCAGCAGUACUUGGCAUGCUACAGUUUGGAUACAACACUGGUGUUAUCAAUGCUCCCGAAGUGAAUAUUGAGAACUUCAUGAAGGAUGUGUACAAAGAUAGGUAUGGGGAAGACAUUAAAGAGAGCGCAGUUAAGAGGUUGUACUCAGUUGCGGUCAGUAUAUUCGCUAUUGGCGGUAUGCUUGGCGGUUUUAGUGGAGGGAUGAUUGCCAACAGAUUUGGCAGAAAGGGGGGCUUACUGCUAAACAACGUGCUGGGCAUCGUCGGGGCAUGCCUUAUGGGUUGCACCAAAAUUGCCAACUCGUAUGAAAUCCUGUUCCUCGGCCGGUUCAUCAUCGGUGUUAAUUGUGGCUUAAACACCUCCUUGGUUCCCAUGUACAUAUCGGAAAUAGCACCACUGAACUUGAGAGGCGGCCUGGGCACGGUGAACCAGCUCGCUGUUACGGUGGGCCUCCUGGUCUCCCAGGUGUUGGGCAUCGAGCAGAUUCUUGGCACAAGAGAUCGCUGGCCGGUUCUUUUAGGUUUGGCCAUCUGCCCUGCCAUCCUGCAGCUAUUAUUAUUACCAUUUUGUCCAGAAUCUCCCAGAUACUUGCUCAUAACAAAGCAAUGGGAAGAGGAAGCAAGGAAAGCCUUGAGAAGGCUGAGAGCUAGUAAUCAAGUGGAAGAAGAUAUUGAAGAGAUGAGAGCAGAGGAACGUGCUCAACAGGCAGAAGCUUCCAUUUCAAUGACAGAACUCAUAUGCAGUCCAACAUUAAGGGCUCCUCUGGUUAUUGGUGUUGUUAUGCAGUUGUCACAACAGCUGUCCGGUAUUAACGCAGUUUUUUACUAUUCUACAGAUCUGUUCAUGAGUUCUGGAUUGACCGAAGAGAGUGCGAAGUUUGCAACCAUUGGUAUCGGAGCCAUCAUGGUUGGUAUGACUUUGGUCUCGAUUCCACUGAUGGACAGGACAGGACGACGCACCCUCCACUUGUACGGUCUAGGCGGGAUGUUCAUCUUCUCCAUCUUCAUCACGAUUUCAUUCCUAAUAAAGGAGUUUUUCGGUUUCGUGCAGGAAAUGAUUGACUGGAUGUCUUACCUUUCGGUGGUCUCGACACUCAGUUUCGUCGUAUUCUUUGCCGUGGGACCUGGAUCCAUUCCGUGGAUGAUCACAGCAGAGCUAUUCUCCCAGGGUCCUAGGCCAGCAGCCAUGUCCAUUGCUGUACUCGUUAAUUGGAUGGCCAAUUUCCUGGUCGGCAUAUGUUUUCCAAGCAUGAAGACUGCGCUAGACACCUACACGUUCCUGCCAUUCAGUGCAUUCUUAGCUAUCUUUUGGAUAUUCACGUACAAGAAGGUUCCCGAAACGAAGAAUAAAACGUUCGAAGAAAUCCUUGCCUUGUUCAGACAUGGUAACGACAGGAGCAGCUUGCGGGAAAGCAGAUUAUACGGGAGCAUGCUAAACUGUGUGAAUGCGUUAGAGGAGCACAUACCGCCAGCGGAGAGCGCUGCCCUGAUGGUGGCCGAGGAGAAGCCACAUCCUGACUCAUUUGUGUUUGCAGCUGGCUCAGAGCGAUCUUCCAUCGCUCCCGCUCAGCCGGAGAGACCACCGCCCCCGCUUCCCCCGCCACGCUUUCCGAACAGCGGUGUCUGACAAUGGGAAACUCCUCUUAACAUUGGGAACUUUAUGAUGAUGAACACACCGAUGCCACUGCCCCUGCUUCUGAGUACGAACAGCCUAACGUUGGAGAAUCAUCUCUACGAGAUAAUAACGGAACGGAGCAAAGCCUGCGCGAUGUUCUUGAGGAAUAGCCUGAGGCGUGCGGCGAAUGCGACGACUCUUACAUGGAACCUAAACUCCGAGGGCGAGCCGCAAUUUCAUACGGACUCUUAGAAGAAACUUUAUAGGUCAUCAGUGCCUAUUUCAAUGGUGUCCAAUAUAUUCGAAUACGGUCUAAUUCACGUAUGCAUACACACACACAUAUAUAUAUACACACGACACAUGCGACACACAACACACAACACACACACACACUCACAUACGCACGCGAACACAAAAAUUCAAACCAGAGACGUUGAUCCGAGAACACACAAACUUCAAACCUUAAUUAGUAUGUAGACUCCUCGUAAUAUAAAUUAUAUGAUAUAAUAAUUAAUGAACAUUGUAUAAGAGAUCUAUUGUAUGAUGCAUUAUGUUGAUCGAAAAUCGAUUAAUAUUUGUAUAUAUAUAAAGGUAAGAUCGACGCUCACUGAAAGAAAUACAAAAGAAGAGGAAAAAACACAAAAAUAACAAACAAAAAUGCAAUUAUCGACCACACUAAAUUAUGUUUAAUGAACUAUAAUUGAAUGGUGAAGAGAUUGUGAAAAAAAAAAAAGAAAGUGUGUGGGUGUAACGGAAGGUUUCCUAAACGGUCCUUACGUCUAGAAUUCUGUUUUUCUUUCUUUUUUUUUUCCACAUAGCUGGUGUGAAAUGACGUUUAAGCAUAAAUUGAAAACUUCCGGAUCACGACAGCGUGAAAAUCAUUGCUUUUAUAUCACGCGUUAUAUACUCGUCAAUUUUAUAAAUGAAUCCAAUUGUUUGAUUCAGAUGCAUUAAAGUGAUUUUAAUAUAAUUUUGAAAUAACUGCGAUACGCGUUUCAAUAAUGAAAAUUUCAUUAUAAACAAUUGACGGAUUCUGGAUGAUAUAAUUGCGGCACGAUCUGGAACACAAUUAUCGUAAACAAGAAACCUUCCCUUAUAUGUACAUAUAUGUAUAUACAUGUACACUUAUAUACCAUACAUCAUAUUCUACAAGUGUAUAAUAAUCCUUCAUUGUUCAGUAGCGUAGCCAAAAAAAAAGUUAUUUGGCGAUCUAGUAUGUUCCAAGUUAACAUCAAUUAAUAUAUAUACACAUGUACAUGUACACUUAUAUGUAUAUGUAUACAUGUAUGUAUAUAUAUAUAUAUGUAUAGGGAAAUUUUAACUUUCUCGGGCCUCAAGUUUCUUUAUGGUCACAAGUCAAUUCAGUGAUGAUUUUUAUCCUUGAUCGAAGUUCAAAAGUCAAAUUAGGCAAAAAAAAAAAGGAAGAGAAAUAAAAAAAAAAAAAAAAACAAACAAACAAAGUGCACAGUUGGCGAGCAGCAAACUUAUUUUAUUUUUAGUUACAUUACAUGAACUAAGCCAAAGACUCGAUAAGUUACUUUGCAUUGCCUAAUACUUGAAUUUAAUUCUACAAAAAAGGACAGACAGAUUUUUAAUAUAACUCGAAUUUCUUCAGUCACUUGACCAAAUAUAUUGGUUUGAUUUUAAACUUAAUAUAUACUAUGAAAAACACUAUUUUCUUUCAAACAUUGUGAAAGUGCUUCUCGUAAAAUGCUACUUGAAUAAUUUUGUUGUCUUCCGUUCUUGUGCUCGCAGUUCUGAAAUCUGAAGCAAAAAAGAUUAAGAAAAAGGUAUUGGACUAUUUGUACCGACUUAACGUAAUUUGUAAACUAUUUGAAAAAAUCAAGGUAAUAUGAAUACUUAGUAAUAGCUAUGGGGAAUGAAUAAAAUAAUUAAAAGAAAAAAAAGUUAAUAUACAGUGCUGCGCACCAUAUAAACGUAAUUUAAAAAAAAAAAAAAAAAAAAAAAAGAACUUCUAAUUAUAAGCUGUCCAAAACAUACAGAAUCAGUGAGAAAGGCAAUAAAGCUAUUGAACUGAGAAUAUGCUAAAGUAGGUUUCCUCGCAUUGUGGUACUAUCAGACUUUACGAUACUAUAUUAUUAACAAUAAUUUAAGUUAGGUAUAGCUACUAGAAAAGAGGAGUACAAAGACAAGAGAUGCUAACAUCCGAUGGAAACUGUGAAACUGCUAUGCCAACUUAUGAAAAAACAAAAGGAAGAAGAAAAGGUAGAAAAAGGAAAUGAAAAAUAUCUAUAAACAAAAAAAAAAAAAAAACAAAGAAAAAUAAAUAAACAAAUAAUGGUCAGGAAACACGCGCGGUCUCUCACUUUACGUAAUGGCUGUACAAUAAUUGCGGACCGAGUAACGCUAGCAUAUCCAUUUUUUAAAUAUUAUAAGCUUAUGAACUCAAUACGGAUAACUGGUAAAAUAGAAGCAAUUCCUUUGACUCAGAACUAUGAAUGCGCGUUAAGUACAUGCGCGUUAUUGUAAGUAAACAUGUAGUAAUAACCGAUGAGAUUGAUUUUGCAAGUUGUAAGCUUUUCGAAUAGUUUUUAAGGUUUCUACCACGAUUCCAAGUUCAUACUGUACCGUGCAGCCAGAGUGUAGUAACGAUAACCAUUCUUCAAAUUUCAAAAGUAAUUUACGACACGCUCAAUUACGCGCGUCGAUGAAUAUGAAAUACAGUAUUUGAAUUAUUUUAUUUUAAAAACGGUAACUAAUUUGCAUAGAUUGUUUUGAGUCAUAAGACCACGGUAAGCUCAUUUAACGCAACGUAGAUAGAGCCUUACAAAGUUUGGACCCAGAGUCCAUCGAGCAAGUGAUCACAAUAACAAUUUGUAAAAUAAGUUCACUGCCAUACAAAUAAUAAACAAAAAUAAAAAGAAAAAAGAACAAUGACUUGCGCCCACGUUAAAGGGCCAAUGUUCCAAUUAUGGAUGUGUACAGUUCUGUGAAGAUACUAAUUAUAACAUAAUUAUAAUUACAUUAUAACGAUACUCAUUAUUAUUAUUAUUAUUAUUAUUAUUAUUAUUAUUAUUAUUAUUAUUAUUAUUAUACAUACAACUAAUUACGAUAUGGUGAUAUUAAGAAUGAUAUACAUAUUUAGAAUAAAGAAAAAUCAACUGCGGAGCUGUUAUAUACCGAAUGAAAAUGAAUAAUCAUCUGAUCAAAAUGAAAUUUUGUCGCAGUUUGAAAAUUGCAAUGAAAUUGGAAAAAAAAUUACUAAAUGAUAUCGCGAUCAAACUAACAAGUAUGAAAAUUCAUAAUAAUAUCAGUGAUACGGGUCCAGUGAUCAGAACUCAAAAGAUCGUUUUACCAAAAGGAAAAAAAUAUCUGUAGAUUUACUUGAAACCGUAGUUUACGUCCUUGGGACGUCGAACGCAGUAAUUCGGUUGAAAUAAACAUCGACAGAUGAGAAAAGCAGGUAUAAAUAACAAUUUGUCAAAUCAAAUAAUGCUUUCGUACAUUUUCAGUCGUUAUAGAGCUCUGCGAUUGAAACUCAUGCUAGUAGCAAUUAAUCACAAUAAUAUACAAUAGCGUAUUAUAAAGGAAAAAAAAAAACCUACUUACAUAAACUUGUAGAAUCAAUUAUGUACAGUGCGUAACAACCUAACCUAACGGAGACUUUCGCAGUUCACUAUCAGUUUGUAGAUAAAUCUCUUUUUAGUAUUGCAAAAUGAUUUGCCCCUUUGGUGUUUCUUGACCAGCUCUGAAAACACAUACAUACAUGAACACAGGUAUUGAGAUCUUAAGCAAAGUUGAUAAAAAAAAAAUUAAUCAUAUAGAUCCAAGUGAGAAAAGUUGAAAUUUUAUCGUCGAUGGGCAAGCUACACGGUUCAGUUAUUAGCGACAGA
Neodiprion virginianus is the source of this 6849-nucleotide messenger RNA. It is a transcript of the gene Glut1, whose product is annotated as glucose transporter type 1. Gene Ontology annotation, biological process: monosaccharide transmembrane transport. Gene Ontology annotation, molecular function: hexose transmembrane transporter activity. Bases 578 to 3007 code for a protein of 809 amino acids. Gene Ontology annotation, cellular component: membrane. NCBI's taxonomy places the organism in Eukaryota, Metazoa, Arthropoda, Insecta, Hymenoptera, Diprionidae. The transcript is spliced from 15 exons. The record is from RefSeq and is a predicted model, not a curated record.